CCGAGCAGAGACUCUCUGGAUGUCAGUCACUUUCCCAGCGAACAGACGGUAAUCCCCACCUCAUCCACCCCACCCCUCUCCAAACAGCAGCAACCGGAGGCAGGAGGGGGGCAAAACCACACGGGACACCUGUGCACCACCGGACGCCUCCCCUUCUGAUGCCUUUCACUUUCACUCCCAGCGGAUUUACGCUUUAAGCAGCGGAUUCAUCCCGCAGCAGCAGCAGCAGCAGCAGCAGGUCCGCGGAUGGAGACGCGCUUUGAAGGCGGAGGUCUGCUGGUGUUCAUGUAGCAGCGGCUGCAGGUCGUGCCGCAUUGUCCGGCCGCUCCGAGCGACGCUCGGGGAGACGGGGAUGCUGCCGUCGUCAGUGAGUCACAGAUCGGGAGAGAAAGCGCGGAGCGGCUUUGACAUGGAGGCGAGCGGCUGCCGCUCAGGCCACCCGGAUCAGCAGCAGGUUGGUGCAGCCUGAAGCCCCGGCGGACGUCGCUCCAUCGUCUGCACGCUGGGAAAUUAGAAUAAAGUUCAAAUCUUGCUUUUUUAAAAUAAUGAUUGUGUGCGUAAAAGUGAGUGGCCCAUACGUAGAAAAUGCAUCACAGAAUGAGAGCAGCGGCGGCGUCUGUGCCAGUUCAGGGUGGAUUACGUGUUCAGAGCAGCAGGCCUCCAUCUGAAGUCAGCCACUGAUCACUAAACGCUCUCCGUCCACUUCCUGUUGCUAACCCAUUCCUCUGCUGGUUCGCCGAACCCCCGGAGGGACGGACAGCUGUUGCAAACGAUGACUCACCUGCAGGCUGGUCUGUCUCCGGAGACCCUGGAGAAGGCCAAGGUGGAGCUGAAGGAAAACCCGGAGACUCUCCACCAGGACAUCCAGGAGGUCCGGGACAUGAUCAUCACCCGGCCGGACAUCGGCUUCCUCAGGACAGACGACGCCUUCAUCCUCAGAUUCCUCAGGGCGAGGAAAUUCAACCACUUUGAGGCGUUCCGGCUGCUGGCUCAGUACUUCGAGUACCGGCAGCAGAACCUGGACAUGUUCAAGAACCUGAAGGCCACCGACCCGGGCAUCAAGCAGGCUCUGAAGGACGGCUUCCCAGGAGUCCUGUCCAAUCUGGACAAGUACGGCAGGAAGAUCCUGGUCCUGUUUGCAGCCAACUGGGACCAGAGCAGAUACACGUUUGUGGACAUCCUGCGAGCCAUCCUGCUGUCUCUGGAGUCCAUGAUCGAAGACCCGGAGCUGCAGGUGAACGGCUUCAUCCUCAUCAUCGACUGGAGCAACUUCACCUUCAAGCAGGCCUCCAAGCUGACCCCCAGCAUGCUGCGGCUGGCCAUCGAGGGGCUGCAGGACAGUUUUCCUGCGAGGUUCGGAGGGAUCCACUUUGUGAACCAGCCCUGGUACAUCCACGCCCUCUACACGGUGAUCCGACCCUUCCUCAAAGACAAGACCAGGAAAAGGAUUUUCAUGCACGGUAACAACCUGAACAGCCUCCACCAGCUGAUCCACCCGGAGAUCCUGCCGUCUGAGCUGGGUGGGAUGAUGCCGCCGUACGAUAUGGGGACGUGGGCGCGCACGCUGCUGGACCACGCCUACGACGAGGAGACGGACUACUGCCCCGAGUCCUACACUCUGUCGGUGCAAGACCUGGAGAGAGACCUGGAGAAAAACAUGUCCCCGAAAACCAUGAAGAGGUCUCAGUCAGUGGUGGAGCCAGGAGUCCUGAAGAGACCGGACAAAGUGAAGAGUGAAGAAGACAACCUGCAGCCGCUGCUGUCGUUGGACUAAACGCCCAAAGUUACAGCGGAGAAGCAGGAAUAGAUCAAUAUUUCAAUUCCUAAAAAAGUACCUGUGCACAUACUGGAAGCAACUCUCAUCCUGCAGAAAGACGUUCCUUCAAACUUUAGGGAAAGCAGCAGGGACAGAAACCGACGAGCUUCUGAUGGUCCUCUAUACAGUAUAUUUAUUUAUGUAGUUUCAUGUCAAGUGCCAAUUCCAGAAACUGUAAAUAUGAAGUCUUUAAACAAUCCAGAGCGGCGCAGGGAAGGCUGGUCUUCAGGCCGAGCGGAGCCGCAGAGGGACGUGUGGAGGAAACGGUUCCCACGGUUGCUACAGGAGGACGGAUGUGAGAAAACUGCAAAGCAUAUUUCAAAGAGGGCUUCAGGCCACAGCAGCAGGAUUUUUUUAUAUCUUUGAAGAAAAAAACUCUGUACAUGGACCAGAAGGAGGCCGCAGAAAAACAGACACUGCUUGUUUUCUUGUAAGAUUUUUCCGAUGACAAUAACGUCUAAAAUCUCCGUCUCUCUCCAGUUAUCUUUUGGAAAAGCAAACCUCCCUUUACGGUAAGAGUUGUCUCUGUGAAUCAUCGGCUUUUUCCCCCCUUCAGCCAUUUUCUCUCCAUCUGACCCAGAUGUCACAGAAAACGGCUCCGCUCCACCAUUAGAAGACCCACAGAGCCGCAGGCUCUCUUCCUCCUCAGAAGUCCUACUUUCAGAACCUAAUGGGUUUAGCCACUAAAACCAGGGCUAAAUAUAAUUUUAUAAAAGCAAAGUUCUUUUGCUUUGUGGCACUUUUUGUGUUGCAAGGUGGGAAAAUUUUGGGUGACAACGUUCAUCCAAAGCAUAAAUAAAUCAGUGAGUAGCUGCAGUUUAACUUUCACUUCAGGGUAAAGAUUUUUUCACUAUGUAAGAUUUAUAGAAAUAGAUGUUAUAGAAUGCACAGUUUCUUUUGCUUCUGCAGGAAAUCAUAUGUACAUAAUGCAGCAAAUGUACUGCAGGUUUAUUGGCUCAUGUUAAAAAAAAAACUAUUUAUUGUUUUCGAUUUAAAAUUUGCGACCGAUCCACACAUCAAUUUAGCUUUUCACUUUUAUAGUACAGAUAUAUUUUUUAUUUCUGUGUCUGGUUUGAUUUCAGGCUUUAUAGUUCAAACUUGUCAGUUAGUUUAAACCUCUAUUACAGUAGAGUUAUAAUCAAUUAGAUAUGCAUCUAUUUGGAGGAUAAUCACUUACAUAUUAUGAAUUAGGGUGAUUGCAGAUAGAAAAAAGAAAGAAGUGCAUUUCUGCCAAAAAAACAAAAACAACUUCAAAAUGUUUCUACUUUUGAAACUCAAAAAGUUUCCAAAUUGUUUCUAUUUGCACUGGUCCAAAUAAACCAUCAAUAAAAUUUGAGAUUUUUUCUCAGAAUUCUGACUUUUGAUCUCAAAAUUCUGACAAAUAAAAGUAAAAAAUGAAUUCUGAGAAAAAUAAUCAUUUAUUAUUUUUUUCUUUUUCAGAAAACACACAAUGUCCCAAAAAAUCCAAAUGAACUCUGGAUGUUUAGUUUUUAAUGUUUCUGACCUGCAGACAUUACAAACUGCAAUAAAGUGUCUCUCAUUAGUAAAUGUAGGUUAUAGACACAGAAAAUAAUCAAUGGUUUAUGUCAGAACUUUCUUUUUUUAGCUUUAAACACAAAGAGAGAAAAACUCAAACAUAUUCCAAACAGUUUGGACAUUUAUUUUCUGUAAAAAGGCCUUUAAGUACUUAGAGUUUAGGUUGAAUUUUAUAUUGAGAGUACAGAUGUUAUAAUUAGUGAGAUUUUUUAUUUAAAUUGCAUAGAUAAGAUAGAAGCUUUAACUCAGCAUUUGCUCCACCCUGUUUUUUAUUUUAUUUUUGGAGUUUAUUGAAAUGCAUCCGGCCCUGAUGCUGUUUGAUAAACGGCUGUCGCAGUUUUUCCACAUCAGGCGAAUGAAGUGCAAAGCUUCGACCAGUGAAUGUCAGCAGCGUCUCUCCGGCUGGAGAACGGGCAGCCGGGCGGGUCAGGGGUCAGAGCUGGACCCGCUCGGAGGCGUCCGGCUGAACGCAGAGCGACAGCUGGGAUGUUCAGACGCUGCUCAGCAUCAGCCUGGCCUCCGGACCGCAGACAGGAACCCGCCGCUCUGAGGCUCACACUUUCAUUCACUCAAUUUAUACUCAGCUUGUCCCUCUGAGCAAAAAGCUGCUCAACAUUUGUAAAAAUUUGGCUUUGAUGGUUCCUGCAUAAAAAAAAAAAUAUUGGUGUAUUUUUCACAAUGAAACAUUUGUUCACUUUUUUAAAUAUUUUUUACAUAAAAGCUGCACAAAUUUGAGAUAAUUUCCUUUCUGCUCCAUUUGAGCAAGUGUGAGGGUAAUAUGCAUCAAAUCUUCAUGCAAAGAUUUACAGAAGGUCUAAAAGUUUCAAAUCCUUUUAACGCUCAAUUUACUUCAAAUGUAAAAAAAAAGAUUUGUAAUUUCUUCCCCUAAAUUUGAAGUGCUUAAUUCCAUGUUAGGCAGGAUAGUCCUGCUUUCACCAGAGAUUUGCAGAAAAUGAAAACAUUUUCAGGUCGUUAAGCAGCCAUUUUAAAAAUUAGUCCUGCUAAAUUUGUCUGCCUGGAUGUGAAAUAUAAUAAUAGAAACUGAGCUAACAACAAGAAUCAGGCUAAGUUUGAUCAUAAAUACCGAUCAUUUCAAUAUAUUUUGACCUGGACUCAAACUAAUUGGUACAUCCACUUUUUAAGAGAUGUGGCUAAUAUUUUGAAAUUGACAUUUUUUGGGCCGUGAGGAGUUUAAUGUGACUUAAUCGAAGUUUAUGUUUGGGGUAUAAAGUUUCUAUAAACAAAGUAAAUGUCCUCUAUAAACUGGGUAAAAUUAAACAGUUUUAAACGAAUGUAAGGAAGAAACACUUUGAGCUAUAAACUUAAGCAGUUAACACUUAUUUCACUAGUUGUUCUAGUAAAAUUUCUGUAAAAAUAGACAAAAUAUUUUCUGAUGUUGUUAAAUGAUGCAGCCAAAUAUAUUCUGGUUUAAAAAGAGGAACACUGUUGCUGUUUUUUGUUCAUAUUAAUCUAGCUUAAGUUUUAGAUUUUAUUUGUGAGUUUUUGUUUGCAAAAAAAAAAAAAAAGCAAAAUAAUGAACCAGAUCCACUAAAGGGCAAAAUUUGAAUCUGAGAAAAUGCAACAAUCCUUCACAGAAGCUACCGGGUGCUUAGACUUUACUUUCUGUGCAUAAACAAACACCUUGGAUGUAUUUUUUUAAGGUUAUCAAACAGCAUGGUGGGGGUCAGAGGUCAGGAGGUGUAAAGACAAACAGGGACACACACUCUCUCACACACACUCUCACACAGCCACUGUAGAUGCUUCCAGUUGUUGGGAUGAAACGUUUACAUGAACUAGACAUGUACACUGCUUGAAUAUCGCUCCACUCCAUGAACUCAGAGCCUCCUGCUGCUCCACCGAAGGUUUCGAAGAUUAAAGUGAUAGAAGUGAAUUUCACUGGUUGUUUUGUGUGACAGUAUUUAACAGAUGGUUAUACAAAAGAUCUUUAAUUUUACAACAAAAUGUUCUUUUCUGGUAAUUCCUCACUGAACAUUUAGUAUUUUUGAUGUUUAUUUUGUCAGUAUUUUUAUGGAAAUACUAAUGUUACUAAUGUUUAUUAUAAAAAUGUCAGAUGUGUGCUUUUUAAACCGUGAGCAAUCAGAAAUAAGUUUCAUAUUUAAGAAAUUCAGCAUUUUGAAUGUUUUUCUACAUGAUGUUUUGUCUUUCUUCCCAAAGUUUUCAUUAGAAUAAAAAAUAAAAAACAACCUAAAAACCACCUAAGGUGCCACCCUGGAGGUUCACAGAUCUUCAUACACAUUUACCAAAACAUUUUAACCAAAAUUUUAGAUCUUUACGAAACAGUAUGAUAUAAAAAGUGACAGCAGUCUUUAAAAAGCUACACUUUGUAAUUUAUUUUAUAAAAAAAUGUGCAGUUCAGUUUAUUUUCUCAUGAUAAAAUUUAGUCACACCUCAAAAAGAUUUGUAUAAAUAACUAAACCUAAAGAUGGGGAGUUUUUCCCAUCGUAUUGAAAUUAGUGUAAUUCAUAAAACUGCAAUGGAAACUUUUUUUGACCAUCAACCAGCUGUUACUAUCUGUGGAAAAGACGAAGAAGACGACAGGAAAUAGUUGGAGGAUGAUGGAGUGAUGUAAUCUUUACUGACUUAUUGUGUAAACAAACAUAUUCAUGCAAUUGCAAAAUUAUUGAUAUUCCACAAAAACACAAAGUUUUGAGUACAUCUGUCAUGAAAAUGCAGCUGCUGUUUAUAAAACCCAGGAACCUCCAUGAUGGUAACUGAUGUGAUUUCCAGCUGAUUUGGUUAUGAAAUGGUGCAUCUUUUAUUUUUUUUACUCAUGCUAAGCAGGAAACAAGACACAGCGCUGAAGUUUCACUUGUUUCAAGUAUUUCUUGGUUUCACCUUGGUUUGUUUUCAGUAAAUCCUCCCAGCUUUCAUGAACUUGAGUUGAAUAACUUUUCACUGAUCUAAUCAUCUUUCCCCCCUGAGUUAAAAUUCUCUGCAUACAGCCUGACUUCAUUAAUCCAUUUUUAUUUCCUCUGCUCUCCAUCACGCUCUUGUCAUACAGUAUUUUGUAAUAAUCGAUAGCUGUGAGCGGUUUAAUUCUCACUGACUUUGAAUUGUGUUACGUCUCUGCCAAAGCCACUUGUUCCACUGAGAAUCUAAUGUAUUGUUUCUGAUCAUUAAGUAUUUGUGCACUGAUGACAUUGAAUGAUCUUUUCUUACGGAUCUGUAAUUUCUUGAGGAGAAAAGAAAUGAAUGCAUAAUUUUGAGUUUACUCACUUCUUCCUUUCUCACAGUUUUUUGAUUGUAUAGUUACAUUAGGAAGAUCACACUGAAGCAGAAAUGUGAAGUUAUUAUGGAAAGCCAGUAUAUUAUAGGAGCAAAAACUGUCCAGUUAGCAGGUGUUCUGUGUGUAAAUGUCCUCAAACACAAUUUGCUGAAAUGUAAAAUGAUCAAAAUAAAUAUGGACAUGCA
Molecule: messenger RNA, 6784 nt
Organism: Poeciliopsis prolifica (blackstripe livebearer)
Lineage: Eukaryota; Metazoa; Chordata; Actinopteri; Cyprinodontiformes; Poeciliidae
Gene: clvs2
Product: clavesin 2
Exons: 5
Coding region: 773-1774 (333 amino acids)
Cellular component (GO): membrane
Molecular function (GO): phosphatidylinositol bisphosphate binding
Source: RefSeq, a predicted model, not a curated record